Filobasidium floriforme is the source of this 1784-nucleotide messenger RNA. Its product is annotated as GPI mannosyltransferase 1. Gene Ontology annotation, molecular function: alpha-1,4-mannosyltransferase activity; GPI mannosyltransferase activity. Lineage: Eukaryota; Fungi; Basidiomycota; Tremellomycetes; Filobasidiales; Filobasidiaceae. The transcript has 6 exons. Gene Ontology annotation, biological process: GPI anchor biosynthetic process. Gene Ontology annotation, cellular component: glycosylphosphatidylinositol-mannosyltransferase I complex; membrane. Bases 394 to 1761 code for a protein of 455 amino acids. The record is from RefSeq and is a predicted model, not a curated record.
AACUAACUCUUCAUCAAACCUUGCAUAUCACCCUCGUUGUAUAACUUGUCCAUCCGCCCUGGAUGUACAAUCACAACCUCCUCUUCCUCUUCUUCAUCUUGACAUCCUACAAUCACUUGACCCUAGCUCAUAGCGGUGACAUCAUGUCAACACCCAUCGACCCGGCAAACCUGCCCGACAGACGCGAUCCUCUUCCCCUGCACUCCGACCCCGAUCAGACGCUGUCUGGUCUCAAGAUCGACAACCAGGUGGAAGAUGAUGGGUUGGACGAAGCUGUUCGGAGGAUACGGGAUGAAGAGGGGGAGGUCUUGACGAGUAAGAAUCAGGGGAUCAGUAGUGUGGCUGGCAAGGGAAAGGGGAAAGGGAAAGGAGUGGUCUUCGCCAACAGCCAUAAUGACGAGAUGCAGAAAGAACCAUGGUCGACUUACCGGAGCUGCUCUGGUCGCGACUGGAGGCACCACUGCAUGGUACUACCGAUCUUCCCUUAGCUCGACCGGACAUCGGACCCUAAACAAGGCAAUUCAGCACGCCAUCCCGCUAUCGUUCAUCAUCCAGCUGGGUCUGAUCGUCUUUGGCGAAUACCAAGAUCGACACUCGGAUGUCAAGUACACCGAUAUCGACUAUCGAGUUUUCAACGAUGCGGUCCGAUGUCUCUGGACCGGGUGUGGGCAGGGCGAUCGGGGUGUUGCUAGCGGGUUCGCGAAUCGUUGGCUCGGAGGAGCGAUCGGCGACCCGUACGCUCGAUCGACUUAUCGAUACACGCCUCUCUUGGCCGGCAUCUUAUCCCCAAUCUGGCUCUUGCCCGACCCUCUCGGCGCAUUCUCCGGCAAGCUCCUGUUCUCCUUCGUCUCAUCAUACAUCAUCCCACCUCUGCUAUUACGCCGGCCAAUCAACGCAUCGCCUACUCUCGUGCACAUGAUUUGGACGCUCAACCCCAUGAUCCUGAAUAUCAACACGCGGGGAUCAUCCGAAUCCCUGUUGAUCGCCAUGGUCUUGCUUUCCGUGGUCGCCAUCAAGAAGGCUCAAUAUGGUCGGGCGGCUAUGCUGUGGGCUUUGAGUGUGCACUGGAAGGUCUACCCCAUCAUCUACGGCGGCCCGAUUCUGAUCGAGCUACACAAGGCGGACAGAGGGCAAUUUUUCUCAUGGAAUAAAGUGCGCUUCGCACUCUUCAGCGCCAGUACCUUUUCCGCCUUGAGCGCGUUUUGUUUCGCCAUCUGGGGUCACCCAUUCUUGGAACAUACCUAUCUGUACCACGUAGGAAGGCUCGAUCAUCGACACAACUUUUCGGCCUACUUUUACCCCAUUUACCAGGCGAUGUUCGGCGCGACCACUACAACGCCCCAGUCGCAAUCCACCUUGAACGCUCUCGUCGCCAUCGCUCGACAUCCAAUCUCCGCUUUCAUCCCGCAGAUGGUGGCGACGAUGACAGCUGGCUUCGUUUUGGCACGGCGAUACGACUUCGUGUUCGCCUGCUUUGUCCAGACGGUCGUAUUCGUCACCUUCAACAAGGUCUGCACAUCGCAGUACUUUUUGUGGUACCUCUUCUUCCUGCCGGUGGUGAUACCCCGUCUGCACCUGUCCAAGGGCAAGGCGAUGGCUAUCCUUGGAAGCUGGAUCGGCGCGCAGGCCGUCUGGCUCUCCAUCGCAUACAAGCUGGAAUUUUUGGCGGAGAACGUCUUCUUCCCGCUGUGGUCAGCUGGUCUCUUAUUCGUGGUGGUCAAUACCUGGUGCAUCGGUGCCAUCAUCCAUGCAUAUCGAUGAGGCGUAGUCGAUGUGCGGGAACU